AUGGCGUCGGCAAAUGACCGUGGUGGCUGCGCAGACACUGCAAUACGAUCAGAGGAGCACAUAUCAACCGACAGCCUAGAGAGAACGCCAUUGAGAAGCGUGAUAUCUGGAACCCGCGACCAUUCGUACAGCAGGGCAGGUUUGACGUGCGCACACAAGGGUCCAGAAGCCGUAGUAAGCCCUGGCAUGCACCGUCUCGGGAAGGUACCCCGUGCCCCAUGCGAGAUACACCAAGAGCCUUUCCAGCAGCAGCAGCGGAAAGAUAGUUGCUGCACUUUCCAGGAGUGUAAUGUCUCGAACUUUCCAGCUCUUUCCUUCUCCGGCUCCCAGUUUCUGUCUCCCGGGACGAUUUUGGGCUCAGCGGCCGCAAAUAACGAAAGUAAUAGCACGGGAUGCAGAAGCAGCAGGUCGAUUAAUACUUUUGAAUUAAUCUCUACAGUCAGUCUGCGACGUUGCAGCAGCAGCGGGGCUGCUCCUGACCAUGUUCCCGCCGACCGCCACAGCAUCUCUGCGUGUAAGGGCAGGACCCCGCGUUUUGACGACCUGCGGUUGGGGUUCUGCUGCAGCCACUUUUCUGUUGGGUCUGGUUUGUAUGCCACGCCUACCAGCAGCCGCGAGACAGGAAGCAAUAGCAGCCGCGUCAGCAAUAACAGCUGUAGCAAUGGACGCUGUAAAAGCAGCACCAAGCACGCGCCGCCAUGGCCGCCGCAGAGGAAUUUCAGCUUCUCAGGUGUAACGACACGCAGCCCCUGGAAUACGCGCAUCUGUGCGUGCAGACCGAGCCCAGUUGUAACGGCGAACCGCAGCAGCAGCAGCAGCAGCGGCCUGCAGACGCUGAACUCUGAAUUUGCGGGGCCGGCUCCCCUGACAUGUCAUGGGCAAGCCCUUCCCGAUCACCGUAGCAGUCAAUGCAGCAGCAGCAGAUGCAGCAGCAGUAGCCAGGGCUGUAGCAACAGCAGCCUGUGGGAGGGGGAGCUGGGGCAAGCUGGGACAAGGUGCGAUAGCGACAAGCAGGACGGUACCCGAAUAGCGGAAUUUGACGACCCUCUUCUCCGGCUUCAGUCCCUCAGGCUGCGGCACCAGCCACGGUCACCGUUGCUGCUGCUUCGGUGCCUCAGCUCUCAAGAAACAGACAUGCUUCAGCAGAAUGGGGGCGACAUGUGUCCCCUGGCUGCCGACAUGCCUCCACUUGCCAGUGACGCUGUCUCUGCCCCUGCCUCGGAGUCUUUGGCCUCUGCAGCUUCUCUAAAGAUCCCCGCCAGCGUCGAAAGCUACUAUGGCUUUACUCUCGGGGCUGAGGUGAGGUCCCGUGUGGCAGCAUAUGAAGAGAAGACGGCUCUACAGAGAAAGCGCCAAGCCAAGCUCUGGGAAGAAUACUUAGCGAACAAUCCGUCAUUCGAGGACCGAGGGCAGUUGAAAAAGCUCGUCAGACAAGGGAUACCAGACCAUCUCAGGGGGAGGGUUUGGGCGUCUUUUUUGGGGGCUGACGUAUUGCUCGACUCCGACCCAGAUGCUUUUGAGCGGCUGCAGCUGGAAGAAUUGCCUCUAGACGUCAGUGGCCAGAUAGAGCUGGACCUCCCGCGGACUUUUCCAAACAACAAGAGGGUAUUUAACACGAAGCAUACACCUCAUCACUUUCGCUCUAGUGGCGGUAUAUGCGCUCUACGCCGAGUGCUUCGCGGAUUCGCCGCUGCUCGUCCUUCGGUGGGCUACUGCCAAGGGCUCAAUUUUCUUGCUGGGACUCUGUUGCUUUUUCAGAAGCAAGAGUUGGCCCUUGCCUCGCUGCUGCAGCUGGUCGUGUCUACCGACAAGAACAAAGGCUUGCAAAUCGGCCAGUAUUAUUCCAAUGGGAUGAUAGACCUUCGGAGGGACCUUAAGGUCCUCGAGUUGCUCAUUCGGCAAAAGUCCCCUCGUGUUUUCCAAGUCUUGAAGAAAACGGGGGUCGAGGUUGAGUGGUUGGCUGCUGAGUGGUUUCUGUGUCUGUUUUGCACUUCCUGUCCCCAGCCGACUGUUCUCCGUAUUUGGGACUGUCUUAUGCUGGAGGGCCCGAAGAUUUUGUUCCGCGUCGCACUUGGCAUCAUUUUUUACUUUGAGACUCAACUGGCGAAAAUGCAUUCUCUUGAGCAAGUCAUGGGCUCCCUCAAGGCCAAGUUAGCCCUACUGGUGGAGCACAACGAGCUGCUGCGUCUUUGUUUCCACAAGCUGCGAAGCUUUCCCCGACGCAGGCUGCAGAGCCUGCAAGAGACGGUCGCCGCAGGGCUGGUAGACCCUAUCCAGAAAGCCCGCGAGCAACAGCAGCACCAACAGCAGAAGCAGCAACAGACAGCAUCACAGGACCGCAGACGCCGCCGCUUGCUCUCGUUCAAACGGAACGGUGGCCAGCAGCCUGCAUCUGAACUGGAACAUCCCCAGGCCCCCUCGCCGCAGCAUGUUACAUGGCGUGAGAAGUUGUCAAGAGUGGGCAGAGUGGGGCUCAAAAAGAAGGAGUCUCAGCAAGCGAAUGUGCAGGGGAACUCCUCCUUUGAAGGCAACAAUGCUGCUCAAGAUGUAAGAUCGAAUAGCAGCGCUCAACAGGCAAUACGCAGCCAAGCUGGAAUUGCAGUUCAACAGAGAGCACCAAGCAGCAGCGGUGGCAGACCAGCAGAAGCCUCGCGCCACCCUUCCAGAGGGUUGUUUGCAUCUUAG
Messenger RNA from Eimeria tenella, 2685 nucleotides. Its product is annotated as TBC domain-containing protein, putative. NCBI's taxonomy places the organism in Eukaryota, Apicomplexa, Conoidasida, Eucoccidiorida, Eimeriidae. Bases 1 to 2685 code for a protein of 894 amino acids. The record is from RefSeq and is a predicted model, not a curated record. The transcript is spliced from 10 exons.